This is a messenger RNA of Cylicocyclus nassatus, 1218 nucleotides long. The record is from the annotation of a GenBank genome assembly. Lineage: Eukaryota; Metazoa; Nematoda; Chromadorea; Rhabditida; Strongylidae.
AUGGGUAAGAAGAGAUACACAAAGACGCCAAUAUCUGGCCACUGGGCUCAAAGGUUUCGGCGUAUGCGCGUUUACAAUCCGCGAGCCACAUUUGAACAAGCACAAGCGAUCGCAAAGCUCUUUGGAGAGACUAAGAAGAAACCGAAGAAGAAUGCUAACGCGAAAUCCAACGAAGUGGAAGGCGAGGAAAGCAACCAUAUCACUAUUGUCGAUCUUCCUGAUGAUGUUCUUCUGAAGAUUUUCAUGUACGUCUAUCAUGCUUCGUUGCCCAACCCGAACGAUAUUCGUAUGAGGGCAUAUGUUUUUGGUGGUAGCAAAAAGCUUGCAACGAGAGAUCUGUAUCGGCUGCGAAUUGUUUGCAAGAGAUUCAACAAUAUCAUGUGCGAUUAUCACGCUAGUUUCCCUAAACCUCCCAUCGGGUUACGGCUGCAGGCAGCUGUAAAUCGUGAUCGCACUUACGGUGGAGCUGUUGUUGUUUAUAUCUAUGGCGAUUGUGGAAGACGAUACUUUGCAAAGUUUGUAUACAUGCAAGAUGUUCCAGCAGCAAUAUUCCCCGGACAAAUUUGCACAUUCCUUGUGAUCAAAAGUCUUGUACUCACGGAAGACUUGAUGGAUAUGCUAUUACGGCUUGAUCUUUCAAAGGUGGAGGAAUUGUUUUGGUAUGAUAUUCGAGGAUCACAAGUGAAGAAUCUGAUCGAGAAAAUGCAGCAACUUUUACGCAAAAUGACAUCGCUAGUCAGUGCGGAGUUUUAUGCAACGGAUGACUAUUUUGAUCCAACGACAAUGUUCCCGAAUACAGAUCGCUACUGGACAGAACUUGGUUUGGAGAAAACGGACAAUACGGCUAUGAAACGUGAUGAAGUACGCAAGAAAUAUCGCAAAAUUGUAAAGUGGGCCUCGCUCCGUUCAACUCGGUCACAGCGUAGACGUGCCAUUUAAUGGGAUGCGACAGUCUUCUUCUUGCAAAUCUACAGUCUAAUCGCCUUUUUCACUUGAGCGAUGCAACUGCUGUGCGUGUGUGAAGACCUUAAUAUCACAGGUGCUUUAUGAUUUCUCUCACUGCCUUGGAUCACAUUAGUCAUGGGCAGCAAUCACUUUGUAUGCCAUAUCUGUAUAGAACUUGUCUUAUCAUCACUGCAAUAGCUACGAGUUCGUCAGCAGUUUUUCAUCCGUUGAAUCACGAAAGUAUUGUCAAAGUUUUACCUGAUUUUUUUGUUU